Molecule: messenger RNA, 9595 nt
Organism: Grus americana (Whooping crane)
Lineage: Eukaryota; Metazoa; Chordata; Aves; Gruiformes; Gruidae
Gene: PTPRN2
Product: protein tyrosine phosphatase receptor type N2
Exons: 22
Coding region: 180-3329 (1049 amino acids)
Biological process (GO): protein dephosphorylation
Cellular component (GO): secretory granule
Molecular function (GO): protein tyrosine phosphatase activity
Source: RefSeq, a predicted model, not a curated record
GCGGGGCCGGCUCGGGGGCGGGCAGGCGGCGCUGGUCGCUGUCCUGGGUGUUGAAUCUGCUGCGGCUGCCGCUCGCCGGAGCCGGAGAGCGGCUGCGGGAGGCGAAGGGCGGGCGGCAUGGAGUGAGGGCUGGCGGCGGCGGGCAGGGGAGCGGGACAGCCGCCUGCGAUGGGCCAGGCAUGAUGGGGGCGCUCGGCUCCGUCCUCCCGCUGCUGCUGCCGCCGCUGCUGCAGGUCCUCGCCGCCGCCCCGCGCAGCCAACCGCCCUCCGCCGGAGCCGCCGCCGAGGCGCGGAUCGGCUGCCUGUUUGAGGAUGACCUUUGCAAAUCUUUUGAAAUCUGUGUAAAUGAUGGAAUAUUUGGGAGAUGUCAGCGAAUGCCAGUAAUAGACACCUAUAAAUAUGACAUUUCACCCCCUGUUCUUCAGCGCCUAAGGAUCAUCCUGGAGAAGCUCUCACACAGAGGUUUUACCUGGCGAGAUGAUUAUAUGCAGCAUGUUAUUGGUCAGGAACUCUCAACCAUUCACAAAAUCCACAACAGACGGACGGAUAUAUUUGCAUCUGAAGGAUCUGACACAGGAAGGACUUUGGGACAGAAUGCAGAUAAUAAAAGAAAUUAUGAUCUGGAAAAUGAUGUGAACUUGGCCAAGUAUCUUCAGCAAUAUCUUAAAUAUCUCGAUAUUCUCUCCCAGUCUGCAGCUACAAAUUUGUAUCCGAGGAAGACAAAUGACAAAGCUUCUGUCAAGACCUACAUCUAUAAUGAUCCUGUCAGGUACUACAUGACGCAAAAACCCAAAGAAAGAGCACCUCCUUUGGCCCAUGCAUCAACGUCCCACCAACAGCAUGCUGAAAAUCUCCGUGGGAGGACCUUCAACCAGCCUCAGCCAGACAAGUUCUCGCCAGAGUCACAAAUGGGGCUUGACCAAAAAACUCUGAUGGCUGCACUGCACACGUACAUCACUCAGAACUUGUCAGCACAAAGCAAUGAUAAAAGCUCUCACAGCAGGACUAAAGGGUCUCACAAUUAUGCUGAUAGAUUCUACUCUUCGCAAGUCAGUCCUUUUGAUGAAACCUUUGCCAAAGGAAAAGCAGAAGAUUUUAAAAUGAAGAAGCCGUUCCAGCCAGGACCUGCGUCUGGAGUGCUGGGGCCAACCCCUGAGAUGCUGAAUCAUAAAUCUGCUUCCCAGGAUGAUCCAAAGGACCCUCUGAGUGUAGUGGAUGAGACGCUUAUUAAAGAUGUGCUGAAGGACCUAGAGAAACACCAGGUGAACGUGGAGAAUCUCAGCUCGACAGAACUGGAUGAGAUUGCUGAUACUAUCGCCAAUGCAAUUCAAACAGUUGGCAUUCAGGAAGAAAUGGAACAAGAUGCUGGAAAAACUAGAGAAGCACAAAUGAAGGAAGGAGAUGCUCAAGGAAGGGCAGAGAUUCAGACUGGAUUAAUGGAAAACAGUGUUAACGUACCAGACAACGGAGUGCGUGAAACCAGUGCCAAAACUGAUAAAGAGGAGAAGGCUGAAAAACUACUUAACUUCUUGAAUGAGAACGCAUUACCCGAAAAUAUGCCUAAAGACCUUAUACCUGAAGAAUCUGCUAAGACAGAAACCAAGAAAUCUGAAGACACUGACUCUUCUUCCUCAGAAGAAAUAAAUGCUGGUGUGGAAAAUGUAAAAAGUGAGACUUUCUCAAGGGAACUGACAGCUGCAAAGAACAGUGAACCUGACUCCAAAGACCCAAGCGAGACCCGCUACUGGAUUAAGAACGCUUUAAUGCAGGAUGGAAACUCCUAUGAAGAGCCUCAGAAAAAUAUGGGACAAGGCUUACAACUUGAAGUGAAGUCUUCUGAGGAGAAAGAAUACGGCUAUAUUGUGACAGUGAAAGACGCCCUGAGUGUGGAACAGGGCUUGGAGUUAAUAAAGGAAGUGGCAGAUCUCCUGAAGCUGCAGAUGAGUGCCUUCGAUGAUGUCAACGUGCUGGGACCAGCUGUGACCUUCAGAGUGCACUCAAACCUCCAAAACAUUUCAACUGCAGAUGUUGCCAAAGCAGCAGCCAUCAACAAAGAGAAACUUGAAAAAACAACUGGACUGAAAAUUCUGCAGACUGGUGUGGGGGAGAAAAGCAACAUCCCGCCGCUCCCGCAGCGCGGGGAAGAGGCAGAGUCCGCCAAAUUCCUCCUCCUCACCCUCCUCUCCCUCGCCUGCAUCGCCGGGGUCCUGGCGGCGUCGGGGGUCGCCUACUGCCUCCGCCACCGCGCCCACCACCGGCUGAAGGAGAAGCUCUCGGCCCUGGGGGCUGACGCCGGCUCCGACGCCCCCGCUGCUUAUCAGGAGCUAUGCCGUCAGCGCAUGGCAGUGAAAACCUCUGAUCGCCCGGAGCCCCUGCACGCUUCUCGAAUAAAUAGUGUUUCUUCACAAUUUAGCGAUGGGCCCGCUCCCAGCCCCUCGGCCCGGAGCAGCACGUCGUCCUGGUGCGAGGAGCCAGUCCAGUCCAACAUGGACAUCUCCACCGGUCACAUGAUCUUGUCCUACAUGGAAGAUCAUCUGAAAAACAAGAAUCGUCUGGAGAAAGAGUGGGAAGCUCUGUGUGCUUAUCAGGCUGAACCCAAUGCCACCACCGUCGCACAGCAGGAGGACAAUAUCCAGAAGAAUCGCUCCCGGGCUGUAGUACCAUAUGAUCAUUCCAGGAUAUGUCUGAAAGGUGAAAAUAGCCACGACAAUUCAGACUACAUCAAUGCUAGCCCAAUUAUGGACCAUGACCCCCGAAACCCUGCAUAUAUUGCCACCCAGGGCCCUCUACCUGCUACUGUCGCUGACUUCUGGCAGAUGGUCUGGGAGAACGGCUGUGUCGUUAUUGUCAUGCUGACACCCCUCGCGGAAAACGGAGUCAAACAGUGCUACCACUAUUGGCCAGACGAAGGGUCAAACCUCUACCACAUCUAUGAGGUAAACCUUGUCUCUGAGCACAUCUGGUGCGAGGAUUUCCUUGUGAGGAGCUUCUACCUGAAGAACCUGCAGACGAACGAGACCCGCACAGUGACCCAGUUCCACUUCCUCAGCUGGAAUGAUCAGAGGGUUCCUGCUUCCACCAGAUCACUUCUGGAUUUCCGCAGAAAAGUAAACAAGUGCUACAGGGGUCGCUCUUGUCCAGUAGUUGUUCAUUGCAGCGAUGGUGCGGGAAGAAGUGGAACCUACAUUCUAAUUGACAUGGUUCUCAAUAAAAUGGCCAAAGUCAUCUAUUGCAUCCUGCGUAUCCCAGCCCUGUGGGACACAGUGGCAUCCUGGCCCUUUACAAAGAAGAGUUUAGCGUUUUUUUCCUCUCCAUAUUCCGACUGUUAACAUGUCUCGUCAAACACGGACUUAAUUUUCUGCCCACAAGCAUCCUGUGGAACUUGCUGCUAAUGUUAAAAGAAGUUGUGUGUUUGCCUUCUCCUUAGCACUGUACUGAAAAUAAAUUUUUUUAAUGGGAUGAGGUUAGUUUUUCACGCUCAUUGGAAAAUAGGUUUUCACUCUGAGAAGGAAUAUGGAGGUAUUUCCAAUGCUUGUUACAUGCCACAUGAAAACCUUGUCUUUUAAAAAUAGAAGCAAUGGUACAUCGUAAAAUUAAUGUAGACCUUUGUUAGGUAUUUGUUCGGCUCAUUUCAGUCAUCAGCAAUGAGAAGCCGUAAUGAAAACUAGAUUUAAAGUAUAUGCAAUUUAGUCGCAUAAAGAAGUAAAUGAGAAGUAUUUUCUAGCUUGGGGCUUUCAGCCACUUAAGGGAGGGUUGACUUUGUUGUAAAAGCACUGAAGAAUGCCAUUUAUUGACUCCAUUGUACCAUGUAAUGUCAAAUUCCAUUUUAAGUGUGGGCUUAGCGCUUCACAAUACCAGACAAGUCAUGUGAAACUGGCCAGAGAAAGGCGUCACAGGGCUUUUUGGAGAUCGGUCACCCCCAUUUUGUUCUUGACCUGCUCCCCUAUGCCCAUGGGGGUGUGCAACGCGAAAUCCCCUGACCUGGUGCUUUGGCUGGGGUUUAAAUGAAAGAUCAAAGGGCAGAGCGGGCAUCUCAGCCCUGCUGAGGUGGGCCUUUCCCAGGCUGUCACACUGUGCGGCCGCCAAAGGUUUUGUUCGGGCGGGAACCGAGGCCCAGCCUGUGCGGCCGGGGCCCUCUUUGUCUGGCCUGAGAAGCUGGAGGCCCAGGUUGAGGAUCCAAUGUUCAUCAAAUGAUCAAAGGCCUGAAGCCCUGGACAUGAAAUCUUUCUUUCCAUUUCCUUUUCUUAGAGAAUGAAUUGCACGAGUGGCAAAGAAUGCCCUUUCCAAAGCUUUUAUGUGGAGUGCGAGGGCUAACUUCAGAGUCCUUCAGUGCUAAACAUAAAAAUGUAAGUGCACUUUCAAUCUGGGCCCAGCUGCAAGGCCAGCAUCUAGUAACAUUUCUUUCAAAAAGGCUUUUAAGGAUUAAGGCCUUCAGUCUUUCAAAAAAAAAAAAAAAAAACCAAAAAAACCCGGGACUUUUAAGAAUAAACUUAGAAUAAUUUGAGUUUCUUGUUCCACUGUCUGGUUUAUUAGAAAGUAGACAAUAAUGCAUUUUUAAAUCAAAGUAAAUAGAGGAGUACUUAGUUUCGGCAGUGGGAAAGUAGAAAGCAAUCAAUAACUGCCUUGGCUCUUUAGUAGGGUUUUUAAUAGGGUAGGUUGAGAAAAGGAGCUCCUUUUUCAUGUAAUGAUUUACUUCCCUGCAUUCUCUUAGACAGUUAACUGUAAAUGCCUUUGUCAUUUGCAAUUUCUUCUCCUACUGCUCAUUGAAUUACUGCUAAUACUUAGUCUAUUAAACACAUUAUAAAUUCAUAUCUUCUAGUAUCUUGCCUGUUGCCAUCCCUCAUAUUAUUUUAGAUGCUGGAAACCACCAGCAAGGGACCUGUUCCUAAAGCCUAAAGCAGGGGAAAAGGAAACAGGUUGGGGAGGAUUUUGUGCUUGACACCCACCAUGUCAGCCUGGUGGCCCCAAGCCCUUCAAGAAAGCAGGAAUGAAAUUUAAAAAAAAAAAGGCAAAGCGCCCUAUUUGAGUGCGCUUGCGGGACGGUAACAGUUGUACCAAGGGUGGAAGUGUCCCUUCGGGGUUAUGCAGGCGGGAGCACACGGGAGAGCUCGCAGGGAGCUUGCCGGAGCCCUUGCUCAGCAACCAGCGUCCCGGCCCCCAGCUGCCUGUGAGAGCCACGGCCUGCGGGACUCCCUCCGGCUCUGCACAGCAGCAGGAAGGAUUUCCUGUUGGGUCGGGGCUUAAUGAAUUUCACUAUCCUCUGUACAGUAAAUGUAAUGACUGCAUCUGUGCAUUCACUCCAAACAGCCACAUUAAAUAAUCUUAUUAGAUACUGGAACAGAGAACAACGGUGUCUAUUCAGUGCUAUCAUUCCGGUGUCAUGGCAGCAGAAAGUUUUAAGUGCAAGUGUAUCCUUUUGUUUAGUUGUUCCAGUAACUUAGUGCUGCUAUUUAUCAUGUAGUUUAUUAUUGUAAUUGUUUUUCUUGCUAGAUUCGUCUGCAGAGACCCUGAUCCUAUACCCAUCAAAGUAAUAACAAAAAUGAAACGGUGUUGAAUCUGCCCUUACAGUAGCACGUUUAAAUACUAUUUAACGUGAUUUAAGUAUGAUGAUUAAUUAACUAUGAUACUCUUUUUACAUGGUUGUUACAAUUUUAAGACAGUUACCCAGUCACCUCUCAUUUCCCCAUCAGACAGCUUAGGACAAGCUUUAGUUUUGAGUGAGAAGUUGAGAAGUGAUUUAUUUCAACUCCAUGUGCACUUCCAUGAUUUAAAUAAAUACAGAAAAUGAUAAUGGAUUGUUUUUGUAGAUAACAAUGCUUGCUGGAUUUUUGACAGAGACUGUUUUUCUGAGGCUGAUUUCUGCUGAGAAUUUCAACGUUCUUGAUGUAUUUACAAGUUUUAUCCUUUGUGACUGGGGAGGAUAAAAUGAUUUUGAUUUAGUCUACUUGAUAUUCCUUCCUCACCCCAAACUCACAGUAACUCAGAGCUGAUCAGGUUGUUUUCUUUUUGUGUGAUCUAGAGAAAAGUUGAGAAUUUUCUCAUUUCUUGUCUUUCCUGCAGGCUUAUUGUAGUGACUAAAAGUUUGAUAUAUUGCAAGACAUUUUUAUUGAGUGUUUCUGGCACGAAAAAGAAAAAAAAUGAGAUUAUGAGUCUUCCCACUUUCAUUUUUCUGAACUGAGAGGCUUGGAUAGUGUAGAAAAUAGUUUGAUUUUUAGAUAUUAAUCCAACCAGCAGCUGCUUGGGGUUUGCUGACCAUCCAUUUUCUUGUGUUUGAACUAGCUGGAACGAGAUGAGUCAAAGGGAAGGCAAAUACGAAUUUUAAAAUCCUUUUAAAGUAUUGAUUUCCAAAUUCUAAAACCCAGCAAAAAGAUUCGAUUUAGCAAAGCCGAACCAACGGUUUAUUCUCUCGCAUUCAAAAGCUUGGAUUAUAAUUGAUGAGCACACGGCUCUGGCCUGGGCUGGCUGCGGAGGUUAUCUCCCCAAGUCCUUUCCUUGCCCCCGCUACCCUAUUGUCUGAGGGUCUUGUGAGUCAGCUCCUGAGCAGAUGCAGUUUAUACCGUGACAUUUUAAGGCAAAACAAAAGAUUCCUUAAUUCGCCUUCUGACUCAUCGUGAUCAAAUGAUUUUGGCUAAUCUGAACCCUUGCUGAGGUUUCGCUUAUCUGCUGUGUGGAUUUAACAAUCAUAAUGAAGUUGUGUGGUUAGCUCCUCUCUGAAGGGAUUUUAUGAAAGAAAAUGCUUGCCCAUAUUCCUGUUAAAAUGGAUUCAAUCUGCUUAUUUUUGAGUCCUUAUGCAAAGUCUGAGAAAAUUCUAUUGUUCCGUUGCACUGAUACAAGUGUAGAGCAGACUACUUCUGACAUGUUUUUGGUGAACGAGGGAAUAUUUCAGCCCAGGAUCCAGAUUCUCCCAUGAAAAUAAAACUUAACGUACUACAUGUCAUACAGUAGUUGAGAGAAUAUGUAGUGUAAAAGAAAGAUUACUUUUUUUUAACUGGUAUUUAAUGGUAAGAGGGCAAGAAGUGGGAUUAGAAAUAGGUGGUAUUCUGGAGAAAAAAUUAUGGCAGAAAAAUUUAGGACUUAAAAAUUUAAUUGUUUUCAUGUUCUAAGUUUGAAUCGAUCACGUUGCUGGUCUUUGAGAUUUAGGUGGGAUACAUUAUUAUCUCCAGGAAAAAGGAAAAAAAAUGAAAGCUGGUAAAGCAAAAAAAUUAGGUUUUGCUUUGUGCGCUAUUGUGCUAUCCGCAGGACUGCCUCAGUUCUCAGCAGUAAUAAUGCUAACCACGUCAAUCUGAAAUGUUGCUGUUUCAAUUUCUGAAGGAAUUUCUUAGUGUCCGUGUAAACAUAUAAUAUGUUAUAAGGCCGAGUUUUCAAAUGAGCUGCAUUUAUGUAUUGUAACUUUUAUGUAAUGAGUUACCCUGGAAACACAAUUAGGCAAAUAGCGCUCAUUCUUGCAACCUUUCCCAGAAGAUAAUUAAUCACAAUGAGAGCUGGGCCCCCAGCUACACGCAAAAGUGUAUAGGGAAUGUAUAGGACAUUUUUUUACGGUCCAGCCUGUGAUGCUGAGGGAACUCUCACUAUUUAGAACAAGCUGUUUAAAAUGGUGUUUAUUUCCUUUGCAAAACACAUUUUGAUGUAUAAGUCUUUAAAGCCUUUGACACAUUAUAGACACUAUAGACUCAUCAAUUAAUAGUUCAUAAAAUGAAGAUACAAAAGUAGCGUGUUCUACAAGCUCCUGUUCUGAAAUGAAUUAGUGACCAUGGGGAAGGUGGUGUUGGUUGAUGUUUCCUAAUGUAUGUUGCAUGGACUGCAUUUUUAGAUGGUUUCCUUUAUGGCAUGUAGAGAUUUCAAACAGAAAGUGAACAAGUUAUUGGUGUGAUUUCUUUGGCUUUUUUCCUUUUUAUAUAGUUUAGUGUUCAGGGAUUACUCUAAAAGAGCCAUAUUUCUUGAGUUAUUUGCUGUUAUGGGGAUUUUAUUGGAAAAGAAUUGGGACUAGGAAAUUGUGGUGGAAAGCAACCCUAAUUAUUCAGGGUUUGGGGCAAAUGAAUUGUGAAGAAAGACUGAUCAGACAUGGGCUAUUCCUUGGGAAAGGGAGCGCGAAGGGGGGUCCCCAUAGAGCGUUAGAAGACCCUGAAAGGAAUGUAUUGAUGUCAGUAAGCAGCUUGAGAUAGUGACUAAUUUGAAAACAAGAGGUCAUUGACUGAAACUAAGGAGGAGACAAGCAGAUAAGGAAUUUGGGCGGCAUUUUUUCACACAAUGGGUAGGUUAGAAUAUGGAAAAGUGGAAAAGCUGGUCAUAGAAGUACUGUGCUAUCAGUUCAAGAAGCAGCUGGGCAAAUGUUUGGAAAAGGAGGUUUAUAUAUAGAGUAAAGAACUACUUUUUUUGUCGCUAAUCUCAUGCAGCAGUCCAUAGAAGGAUUUGAAGAGAAGUGUUUAAUUGACCAGAUGGUAGUCUUCUGGCCGUAAAGGGUACAAUGUAUAUUACCUAACUAAAGUGUAAUUAUUCUGCAACUUCUAUAGCUGGACCAGUUUAGUCACUUUUAAGGAUAAACUCCAUUAAAGAAUGAAUCUGUAAUAGUUGCAUCUUUUAUUCAGGUCACUCCAUGUACUGUCUUGUGAAAGCAUUGCCACCUACGUGCAACGUAAAAUGAAAGUAAUGUAAAAUGUAGCUCUUACAAUUUAAUAGAUGCAUGUGGGCGAGCUACUUCUGUGUCCCCUGUAAAGAAAAUUCAUGUUUUCCAAAGGGGACUCCAAGAUGUUUCAGGGCAAACUGAGGUGUGUUUUCAGAAAUGUAAUGUUUGCAGUCUUAACUUUGCUCAUGUUUGAUUCAGCACGUGGAGAUGAACUGCCUUUCAGGUAAUUCACCAGCGGUUUCUGGAAGAAGUAUUAAAAGAAGCAAAUUGUGUAGAACUCUAUGGAAGCUGAUACUGGGGAACACCUCUAAGUAGGCAGUAGCAGCACAUCCACAGUUCUUGCUAUCAUUACCCUUUGCAUGUGCACGUGUGUGUGCUUGUGCAUGGACGUGUAAGUUAAAUUUAGAUGCACACACUGUUAUUUUCUAGAGUGACCAUAGCUGAUUAUGGAAUAUCUUACCCCAUAUGGAAUACAACUCAUUAACUUCUAUUUUUUGCAUGUAGUAAUUUAGAUGUGUUCCUUUUACUUUUAACUUCUGAGGAGGUUGGGGGAAAUCUAGAUGUAAAAGAGGAACAAUUCCUAUAUGGCAUAGAAUGUGAUAGGAGCUAUUCUCAUGCAUAGUGGAAGUGAGGAAGGAUUGGGCCUGAAAUUAGCAUCCAUUUGCAUUCAGUUACAGUGAGUGGUUUCUGCAUGUUUUUUUCUGCAUUGACAAAGGAUAUUAGCUUAAAAACUGACAUGUUGGUAGUGAAUUUCCAUCUCUACAAGACUGCUGAAAUCAGUGUAAGCUUAGAAACAUUAUUUUCCUGUAGCAGUUUUUAAAAUAUUAAGCUAUUCCUAGGUGUUCCAUCUUCAGUAUCACCUUCCUUUGGAUUGUGUACUGACAAAGCCACAUCACUUACAUUUAUAACAUGCAGUUUUCAAGUAUUAAUAUUAAAUGUGUAAACAAUAACACAUUUUGUAAUGUAUACGCU